AUGGCCCCCUUCAAAGUAGGCAAAAAUUGCAGAACUGAAAAAUGUACAAAGAACCUUCACAGCUCAUAUAAACUCAAUCAGAAAUUAAAGAUUUAUAUAGUCUUCCUGUAUUGGUGCGUUAAAUCAUUUUCUAAUUAUCUAGUACCUCGGUCAGGUCCACCCAAUCCCGACACGUUACCUGAAGAUGGUAAACUCAAGUCCGAGACUAUGGUGAAAGACAACAGACGAUACUACCUAGACCUCAAAGAAAAUUCAAGAGGGCGCUUCCUAAGGGUAUCACAAACAAUAGCAAGGGGUGGGCCCCGGUGUCAGAUUGCUAUUCCAGCCCAAGGCAUGAUAGAAUUCCGUGAUGCUCUACAGGAGCUACUCGAUGAAUUUGGUACAGAUGAUGGUGGCUACAAAGGGGAAUUACCAGAAGGACGACAUAUGCGAGUAGAAAACAAGAAUUUUUAUUUUGACAUAGGCCAAAAUAACCGAGGAAUCUAUAUGCGUAUAUCUGAGGUUAAGACUAACUUCAGGACAGCCAUUACCAUCCCAGAAAAAUCAUGGUCACGGUUUCGAGACAUAUUUGCUGAUUAUGUAGACAAAAUGAAGGAUGGUGGAGAGAAGGGCCCUAGUGAGAGUAAUAAAUGAGUUGUGUGGCAGUGUUAGGUAUGCUAAAAGAUUGACUGGUGACAGGCAGGUGUGGGGAUAGUGCCGUGUUGUGGCAGUCAUUAAGUGGUCACACUAGUGCUGAGAGAUCAUACUGUUGCCACCUACCCUCAGGAGGACCCCGUUGUUACUCCAGCACAUGUGUUGGCUGCCAUUCCCACCACAAACUGCCAAUUUACUCCCAGUCUACUUUUGUAUAAAGUGUAAAGAGAAGUCUAUAACCAGAGUCGUUUAUUGUAUAGCUUAUGAACCAAUUACAGAUACCAGUGAGAACAAGAAAUCUGUUGCUUCUGUUUGGAGAAGGAAAGGAAAUAUGCCCUUGGUAGACUUCCAGAGCUAUAGAAAAUGGAAUUAUAGACAGACAAGUGAUAAAUAUAAUUCUACAAGACGUACUGUCAUUGGCAGCAUUGUAACUUGCUGAUGUGGGAAUUACAAUAACCGAUUGCCUGUGUGUGUAGCAUUUAAAGAACUCGCUGUGAUAUAUAUCACACAACUGUGAGUGAAUCGUUGAAUAGAAAGCUUGGUGAACCCAGUAUAGAGAAAUUCUACAGGACUCAACAUAGACAUGGCUCACAGCAGAUAACAUAAACAGUAAUUGUUCAGAAAAUUGUGGUAAAUAAUUGAACUAUUGUUACUGUUGUGAGAGGCCAUACUAGGCCAGUGCCCAUUAAGCAGUGUGGUGGAGUUGAGCCUUGGAGUGGUGCACUGCUGCCCAGUCCACACACCUACCAUGCACCCUCUGCAUGACUACUUGCAAGGUAUGGUUUAUACCAGCAGAUCAAGAUGACAGCAAUAUGGAACUAACAGGAAUCACAUAAACUCAUGAGUGUAAGGAGGUUAUGAUGGGUGUGUGGUGGUGGGCAGCAGUUGUGUGCCGCCGUCCCGAUGCGGACUGACCUCACCAGCCACUGCCACCAGUUGUCAUGUUGUCUUUCAUUGCCACUACCCAACUUAGCAGCAGAUGUACCAGCAGGAGCAAGAGCAACAACCAUGGAGCUAGUUCAAGAAGUGGGGACAGUACGGUUUGUGCCGUCAGCAAGUCAGAUCAACAUUGUCGGCAGAUACGUGAAGCCAGGAAUAGACUGUACAUCAUACACGUGUAAUAGCAUCAUGGUGCCCAAGUUAAGUGGCAGAGUACCGUCCUGUCCCCCUGUUGCCUGCCUGCCUUGAUGGAUUGCCCUCUAGCCUCCAUGGGUUCCCACCCAACUCGCCAACAGUGCCAUCAGCAGAGCCUCAGGACCUGUCCUCUUGUUCCUUAUAAAUCUGAAAAAUAAUUGACAAGCUUUUGGAAAGAAGUAACAUGAACAACAUAAAGACUUGACUGUUUUGGUCAGGAAUGGUGCUGGCCAUUGAUAGGGUUUGUGAUGCCUUCACUGUUAGCUUCUGCUGGUAUUGCCAGUGGACCAAUAGGUCAGGUAGGACAGUGCUCGAGGCUGUGGCUAGGCACCAUCAAAAUUCACCGACUUUCCCCAUCUACGAAGACUGAAACCUCAAGUCAGGACACAUCACACUUUGUUUACUUACUUUGUAAAAUGAUUUGCUAUAGAUAGAGACUUCAUUAGUAUGUGAAUUAUCUUGCUGUAAAAUCAUGUCAUGCUUCUUCUAAGUGCAGAGUUUGGGAUGUCAGUGGUGGACCAUACGCUUCAUGAAACAUAAAGUGUUGGACAACAAAUUCAAACUUCCUCAUCCUUCAUAUCAUGGCUUAUCUUGUGGACCGUGGUAAGGUAUUAUUUGCUGGUGUAUUUGGAAGAAGCACGACAGGAAAACAUGCAAGAAUGAUUGACACAGCUUUAAUAGUAACAGAGUAGGAAGAAAUGGGAGUUUACAUACAUCUAUAAUUGAUACUGAGAGUUUUUUUGUGAAAAAGAUUUAUGUAACUAAUCAUGUUAUUUAUAUGAAUGAACACUUUCUACAUAAAACUGUAAAAACUGUUUGGUAGGGUUUUGGCCAUGUGUAUUGAGCUGGUAAUAAUGUGUGAUCCCCAGACCAGGCCUGAUCACUCAUCCUCACCACCAUGUUUCUGUUCCACCUGUAUAUACAAUCAGUCCUGGGCAUUUUGCCCCCCAUACAUUUCUUUUUUGCUGAUUUUUCAUGAGCAUCCUAGACUGGUCUGCAGUCUUGUGUGUGUGUGCGCGCGCUUAUUUUUUUUGUUUCCAGAGGUAUCAUGUUAUCUGUAUUUCACGAUUUUUGUUGGAUAAAGGAUGUGUAGUUGAUAGGUUUGUGUAUUAGAGUACUCAGAAGCAUUGGUUUUUUUUUUUAUACAAAGUGUGUAGAAGUAAGGAGGGCAAGACAUAAACUGUAGUGCAGACCAAUCUAAGGAGUGCACAAUGGCUCUGGCUUGUCUCGGUGGCCCAGUGCUGGCUGAUGGCAUUGGAUCUCUGCUUAUGGCAGGAGUAUAAUUGUUUUUAUGUUAAUAUUAGAUUUAAAAUUUUCAUUAAUUUGUAAUGCCGUAUUGGUUUUCCUUAUUGAGUAUUGUGCCUGUUUCCCUCCAUGUUGCUCAUCUGCAGUUGAAUGCAAGAUAAGAGCAACUGACAUCUAGCAGUUUUAUAAAAAAAAAUUCUUUGAAAAUUGGAAAUGUUUAUUUUUUAAAUUAUUUGUGUAUGAAGGAAACAUAAUUAUGUAUGAAAAUACAUAUAUAUGUGAAUUUGUUGUUAUAUUUUAGUGGAAAAAAUCAACAAUGGGUGACAUUGUGUGCUGACAUGAGGCAAGUAUAGCUGUUAGCCAGCAUCUGUGUCCUGGCCAGGCUUGUAGGCGCCCUUCUACCAAGCACACCCACAUGGGUAGUGUGAGCUUGGCAUAGCCACUUUUGUGACUAAGGCAAAAUUUCUUAUCAGUUUUUGGUGUGCUGUAUGUAAUGGGAUUUUCUAUACUGGAAAUUUGUAGAAAAAAAAGUGGUUGGACGUUUAUUGGCAGAUUGUGGGAAAAUAGAAAGGUGUGGAAUGUAAACUCGGCAUGGAACGUGCUUGAGCAUACAGUAACUUCAUGCUCCUAUGCGUUUAACAUGCUAGUAGAAGAAAGGCUGCAGGUGGAGGCAGGAACUGUUUACAUCUAGAGCUAGCACCAUUACUGUAGCAGGAUUAAGGUAAAUGGAGUAGGAAAGUGGGUGACUGUUAUAGCCAAGGGUUAUUUACUAGGUGGAGAAUGAAUGGGAGCCUCAAGCUACUGAUGCAGGCAAGCAUUUCCGUACGUAUUUGUGUGUCCAUGUCUGUUGCUCCAUGUUGACCAUCCCCGAGUAGGAUACUUCAAUCUGUGUUACCAAACAGUGAUGAAUAGAAGCCUUCAUUGUUUGUGUUUUCAAGCCAAUUCACUGCCAUUUUUUGUCGUAUCAUGGUGAUGGAAUUGAAGAAGUAUAAACAGUCCAGGGUGUUGGCUCACUGUGUGAGUGGAGUUCAGCUGUGAAAGUGAUUUUUUUUUUUCACAUUGAUAUUGGGAAUUUUUGCCCGGUUUUGAUGGGGUUUGAAGGAAUUUGAUGCUUGUUAUGCCUGGUUUAAGCAAGAAAGGCAAUUUAGUUUCCUGAAAAGCAUUUAUUUUCUUUUGUUAGGAGCAGCUAUUCUCCUUUGAUUUUUCAUAUAGCUUUUGUCUUUCAUUGGUCAUACAUUGAUUCUGAAUUGCUUUAAGUCUUGCCCUGUUACAAUUAAUGAUCCAUGAUGUAUUAGUCUCACUUAAAUUCUAUCUCUUUGGCAAGAAAUAAAAAAAAAAAAAAAGAUCAAAAGGGAUCUUGUGUUCUUGUACUACUAUUAUGUCCUUGUGUGUCUUGAUAAGCUUUGUCAUUCUUCAACUAUUUCUGAAAAGGCUAAAUUGCAACAGUAUGUGAUAUUCCAAAAUCUCUGCAUAUACAAGAAACAUUGGAGAAAUUGAAAUUUUGUGAUCAUCACAAGGAAUUGCCAAGCAGAUCUCUCAAAAAAUUUUUGAUGUAAUUAUGAAAUGAAACUUUUUUUGAUUGCAAGAUAAUUUUUAAAAUUUUUAUGAUUAUAAUUUGUUAUACAAUGAUCAACAAACCUUAGAGAAAAUAUGAGAAAAGACCCGCAUCUGUGACCAAGUUUAUUAUAUGAAACUACCUAUGGAUCAUGAAUUUUAUUACUCCAAAAUUAUAUCCCUUGUAGAUGCUUAAAAACUUCUAACUGAUAGCAGGCACACUGGAUGACACUCCCAAGCAAGGGUGGAAACAGAUUUAACAGGAGGUGUGGAGAAUCAUUUCUCACACUCAAUUUUUUAAAUGUUUUUUAUAAAAGAAAUUUUAUUUUAUUUAUUUUUCUUACUAUAAAGGUCAAACAUUCACACAUGCACGAGUGGUCUUCAUUGCAAGAGGUUGUUGGAAGUUGCGUACCAAACAACAAUUGGUGCUUUGUUUGUCAGUCAGGACUUGGCAAUACAUAGGCUUUGAUUGUAGAAGUUGAUUUUGAUUACCCUUUCUCUGACAAGUUAUUAAUAAAAAAUUUAUACUGACAAAUUAGCUAAAAGGAUUUAUAGACACACAAAAUAUGUUGUUCAAAUUUCUGUGCUCCUCUUGUACUUCAAUUAUGUUUUGUUGAAAAUUCUUUAUAACUAAGUAAGAACAAGGACAGCGAAGGUACUGUACUACUGGACUGUAAAUUUUCUCAAUCCACUUCCUUGUAUUGAAGAGAGAAUGUGUGUGCAAGUGUAUGAAAGUGAUUACCACUUAUAUUUCCCCUUUGCAACCCACUAUGAAGUGUGACCAGUUACAUAACUGACCAGUAUUUGCAUGUAUUUUGAUACAAAAUUUUACAAGUUUUUGUAUAUUUCAUUAAAUAUUAUUAAACAAUUUAUCCUAACUGCAAUAACUUCAGAUUUACAUAAAGAUUUGGAAGUGAUAUUUUAAAAGUUUGAUUGAUAAGGAUGUUAAAAGUAGUGUCUUCUGUACUCAAAACCUAACUGUGUGAUUAAAAAACAAUCAAAUGUCAUGUCCUUUUAAAUUGUGAACUGGCAUUUUGAUAUUUUAAACUUCAUAACCUUAAUUUGUGUGUGUAUAGACAUACUGUCCACAUUAAAAUUGGGAGUGAAGCCAUUACAGAACUAAACAUUUGUUUCUUGUCCACCAUUGGUUAUUAUAAGUAUUUUGAAUUUGCA
Molecule: messenger RNA, 5739 nt
Organism: Cherax quadricarinatus
Lineage: Eukaryota; Metazoa; Arthropoda; Malacostraca; Decapoda; Parastacidae
Source: RefSeq, a predicted model, not a curated record